Messenger RNA from Copidosoma floridanum, 6158 nucleotides. RefSeq names its product Endoribonuclease Dcr-1 (gene Dcr-1). Gene Ontology annotation, cellular component: RISC-loading complex; cytoplasm; nucleus. NCBI's taxonomy places the organism in Eukaryota, Metazoa, Arthropoda, Insecta, Hymenoptera, Encyrtidae. Gene Ontology annotation, biological process: apoptotic DNA fragmentation; siRNA processing; pre-miRNA processing. Gene Ontology annotation, molecular function: deoxyribonuclease I activity; RNA binding; protein binding. The record is from RefSeq and is a predicted model, not a curated record.
CCCCGAAUGAACAAACUUGUUUUUUUAUUUCCUUAAUAGUGCUUGAAAAAUAUUUAAAAAAAAGCAAUAAUCAGCUAUGGCCUUCUUCUUCACCGAUCACGUGCACACGAAAUCCUUCACCCCCCGCGAGCACCAGGUCGAGCUCCUCUACUCAGCUUUGGAGCGCAACAUAAUAAUCUGCCUGGGCAAAACGCCGGAGCUGACCUUCAUCGGCACAAAGCUCGUCCAAGAGUUCUCGAUCGGCAACAGAAAGAGCCUGUCCGAAAAUGGCAAGAGGAUCAUCUACCUUCUCGAGGACGACGAGUCCUGUGCGGCCAAGGCCCUCCACCUCGAGCAAACGACCGACCUGAAGACCCUGCGCUGCCAAACCGUCGAGGAGUUCAACGAGCUGAGCUUCAACGAGGACGCCCUGGUGCUCCUCUUGACCGUCGAGCUGUGCAGCCAAUUGCUCACCAAUGGUGUCCUUCCGGCCACUCGAAUAGAGCUCCUGCUGAUCGACAAGUGCCACAAUCUGUCGGGUAAGAGCAAAGAGCUAGCCAGUGUGCUUGAUGCCUUCUGCGACAGCAAAACGAGGAUCGUCGGCUUUGCCGUGCCCCUCUACAGCCUGACCAAGGAGCCCGGCCAGCUGAGCUACGAGAUCGAGAAGAUCGAGUCCUCGCUGAGGUGUCAAAUCGAGACUGCCAGUGACCUGCUCUCCAUACUGAGGUACAGUCCCAAGCCGAGGGAGUACAUGCUGGGCUACAGGAUCGAGGGCAGGCAGGAGGCAGCCAAUCUGCUGUGGAACUGUGCGAACGACGCCCUGGACUUUAUGUGCGACCAUCGCUACGAUCCCUCCGAGAUCUACGAGGACGAGUUUCUCGAGGACAUCAAGAAGAUCCCGGAUCCCAAAGAGAAGCCCUGCCAGAUGAUCAGGGAGUUCAUGAACGUUCUGGACACCCUGGGGCCUUGGGCUGCGGACAGGGCGGCCUAUGCCCUGAUGACCUCUGUGGAGAAGCUCAAGAUCAAGACACCCUACGACAGGCACUAUUUGCUUCUGGGCACCCUGACCACUCUGUUUGUCAAGAUCCGGGCUUACUGCGAUUCGUUUUUCGAGGGCCUCAAAGAGUCCGAGAAGAUCUUCAGGUUCUCCAGUCCAAAGAUCCACAGGUUGAUCGAGGUGAUGAAGGUGUUCACGCCGGCGGACAAGGGCGACAGUGUGAAGAAGGACGUUGAGAGAACGGAGAUUAGCGUUGCCAGGAGCAACAACGGGAGGAGCCAGUACAAGAAGCCAGACGCUGAGCUCAAGCGGGCCAAGUACUACCGUCCGCGGGGCCCUACGGAUCCUGAUCUGCUCUGCGGCCUCAUCUUCGUGGACGACGUGAUAACCGCCAAGGUGCUGUUCUACCUACUGCUCGAGUUGAGCAAGAACGAGGAGGACUUUCGCUUCCUCUCGCCCCUCUACAUGAGCGAGAAGACCAACGACGACAUUAUCAGCGGCCGGGACAUAGAAAUGGAGCACAAAAAGCAGGAGGAGGUGCUCAAAAAGUUCCGCAUCCAUGACUGCAAUCUCCUGAUCUCGACCUCCGUGCUCGAGGAGGGCAUCGACAUUCCGAAAUGCAACUUCGUCAUGAGGUUCGACUUGCCCAAAAACUACCAGUCCUACGUGCAAUGCAAGAGCCGCGCUCGGGCCACCGACGCCCUUCACGUUCUCUUGGUCUCCGAAACCAAAGCUCAAGAGUGCGUCAAAGCCCUGGCUCACUACCACUAUAUAGAAAAAAUCCUGCUGGCCAAGUGCUCGAGCAAGGAUGCCAGUCCCACGGAAGAGGCCCAAGCGGACACCUACGACUCGUUACUGCCCUUGUACAAGCCACUACCCGAUGCAGAUGCUCCCAGAGUCACGCUCAAUUCUGCCAUAUCACUGGUCAACAGGUACUGCGCCAAACUGCCAAGCGACACUUUCACGAGACUGACCCCAGAGUGGAAGUUUCGCAGCGCCGACAACGACAAGAUGUUCGUGUGUAGUUUGCGUCUGCCGAUAAACUCGCCUUUGAAGUACUGCAUCGAGUCGUACCCGAUGCCGAGCAAGGCCCUGGCCAAGCGCGUCGCAGCCCUGAUGAUGUGCAUCCAGCUACACCGCGAGAACGAAAUAGACGGCCACCUGAUGCCCGUGGGCAAGGAGAACUUCAAGGCCCAUCCGGAGGACAGCGAGGUGCCAGCUCUACCUGACGACGAGAGCACGAACGGGCUGGAGGCGCGCCCGGGCACGACCAAGCGACGCCAGUACUACUACAAAAAGAUUGCCGACGCUCUGAUAGACUGCAAGCCCGAGCUCCACCGGCCGUGCUUCCUUUAUCACAUACGCAUGGUGCUCAGUUGUCCCCUGCCUGAGGAGCAGAACACGAGGGGUCGGAGGAUAUACCCGCCCGAGGAAUCGGCCAUCGGCUUCGGUGUGCUCACCCACAAGAGAAUCCCCAAGCUCUGCCCUUUCCCGAUUUACACGAGAUCCGGCGAGGUAAGGGUCGAGCUGAGGCUGUGCAAGGAGACCGUUGUCCUCGACGACGCCCAGGUCGACAAGGCCGUGUCAUUUCUCAAUUACACUUUUACCAAUGUCCUGAGGCUGCAAAAGUACCUGAUGCUGUUCGAUCCCAACGUCUCGGAGAACUCGUACAUAAUAGUGCCGGUCAAGCGCCCGGCCAAUCCUCAGUCCGACGUGAGCGUCGAUUGGGACUUUAUCGAGCGCAUCUACGAGGACCGCAACGCCGCGCCAACCCGACUGCCCGAGGAGAGCCGGCGCACCUUCAGCUUCGACCCGAGCAAGUACAACGACGCCGUUGUCAUGCCCUGGUAUCGCAAUCAGGACCAGCCCCAGUACUUUUACGUGGCCGAAAUCUGCAACCACCUCAACCCGCGCUCGAGUUUUCCUGGCAGCGACUACAAGACCUUCGAGGAGUACUACCUCAGGAAGUACAAGAUUCAGAUUCAGAACCUUGACCAGCCGCUCCUCGACGUCGACCACACCUCGGCGAGACUCAACUUUUUAACACCCAGGUACGUCAACCGAAAGGGCGUGGCGCUGCCGACGAGCAGCGAGGAGACGAAACGCGCCAAACGCGAGAACCUCGAGCAGAAGCAGAUCCUCGUCGCGGAGCUCUGCGCCGUACACCCGUUUCCAGCCUCGCUCUGGCGUCAAGCCGUCUGUCUGCCCUGCAUACUGUACCGCAUAAACGCGCUGCUGCUGGCCGACCAGAUAAGGUGCGACGUCGCACGAGCCAUCGGCUUGGGCCAGAUGACACUGACCGAAGAGUUCGAGUGGCCGGCUCUGGACUUUGGAUGGAGUCUCGCCGACGUGCUCAAGAGGUCGCGGGACAACGACAAAGUGAAGAAGGAGGACCGAGAUAACGCAGACUGCGAGCCAAUGCCCAGUCCAAAGGAGAACGGCUCGGGGAACAAGAAGAGGGAAAAACCGAAGCUAACGGAGGAGAUCGAUGCGGACGAGGACAUAGAGGAAAUUGGAGGUGGAGAGGCUGAGCUGGAGAUCGGCACUUGGUCGAACGACAUGCUAAAGACGGUGGAGCCGAUGGUCAACGGGCUCAGUUGGGGCAACGUGCGCUACGGCUCGCCAAAUUUUGGCUCUUACAACAAUGACGGUGACGUCAACGACGACGAUGACGACGACGACGACGAUGACGACGAUGACGAGUCCGUGGCUAGUUACAGCGACGACGACGACGAUGAUUACUACUACGAUGAUUACGGGAGCGACAGCAGCGGCGACGACGACGAGAACCAGGACAAGAAGAAUCUCAUGAUAGCGUACAACAACGACAAUGAGGCGGAGGCCUUCGACAAGAAGGGCCAGUCGUUCGAGAAGGACCGGAAGUUGGGCAUCGACGCACAAGACAGGCUCAAUGAUCACGGCUGGGACAGCGGCCGCGCUCUCGACGACGAUCUCGAGUUCCAGCGGCACAGGGCCGCCCACGAGGAGAACGUACGGAGAAACGAGGAAGCGAUAGCGUCAGCUGGAGGCCCGUACGUGCCCGUUGACAGUCCGGUGACGUUCACGCGCAAGAGCUCCAAGCCUACGAACGCGACCGAGGAGGAGCUGGAGCACGAGGAGUACGUGCGCAGGGUAUCGGCGACCUUCGAGGCGGACCUGUUGCUCGCGAAGAACAACCUGAAGAACAAGCAAGUCCCGGCGGUUAAGGCCCCUUGCCAGGGCUCUCUCGUCAGUACGAACGAUGGCUUCAGCUUUGACCGGCAGCCUGAGCUCGAGGGCCACCCGGGCCCCAGCCCAAGCCUCAUCCUGCAGGCCCUGACGAUGUCCAACGCGAACGACGGCAUCAACCUCGAGCGGCUAGAGACGAUCGGCGACUCGUUUCUCAAGUACGCCAUCACCACGUAUCUCUUCUGCACGUACAGCAACAUCCACGAGGGCAAGCUCAGCCACUUGCGCUCCAAGCAGGUGAGCAACCUCAACCUCUACAGGCUGGGCAGGCGAAAGCGCCUCGGCGAGAGCAUGAUAGCCACGAAAUUCGAGCCGCACGACAACUGGUUGCCACCGUGCUACAUGGUGCCGAAGGAACUGGAGCGCGCCCUCGUCAGGUCGGGCGUGCCCUCGGCCAUGUGGCCCAGGACCGAGCUCGGGCUCUGCAGCGACCAAUCCGAGAUAGACGAGCUCGUGCGCGAGACCGAGCAGAAGCUCGAGAUCAUGCGCAGUGAGCUCGUGCAGCAGCAACAACACAAUCAGUUGCAAUCGUCCCAGCAGUGCGACGAGUUGCAACAACUGCGCACCUUCAUACCCUACAACCUGAUAACCCAGCACAGCAUACCGGACAAGAGCAUAGCCGAUUGCGUCGAGGCCCUCAUAGGGGCCUAUCUCAUAGCCUGCGGCCCGAGGGGUGCUCUGCUCUUUAUGUCUUGGCUGGGUAUCCACGUGCUCCCGUCCGAGGAGAGCAGCAUCGCUCUGCAGGAGCUUACCUGCAGGGUGCCAGGUAGCAUGCCCUACGAGAAGACGGAGAGCGGCGAGUGGGUGCAGUUGCGGUACGGCAGUCUGGAGGAGCCACCGAGUCCGUUGUUUCGGAACGUGGAGCGGCCCGAGGAAGAGCUCAAAGCCAUGUUGGACGGCUACGAGGAGCUGGAGCGCGCGAUCGGCUACCGGUUCGCCGACCGCAGUUACUUGCUCCAGGCGUUCAGUCACGCGUCGUACCAGCCGAAUCGGUUGACCGACUGCUACCAAAGGCUCGAGUUCCUGGGCGACGCGGUCCUCGACUACCUGAUAACGCGACACCUCUACGAGGACCCGCGCCAACACUCGCCCGGUGCCCUUACGGAUCUGAGAUCGGCUCUGGUCAACAACACGAUAUUCGCCUCGUUGGCGGUGCGCUGUGGCUUCCACAAGUACUUCCGGCACCUGUCGCCCGGCCUGAACGCCGUGAUCGAUAGGUUCGUGCGGAUCCAGGAGGAGAACGGCCACUCGAUCAGCGAGGAGUACUACCUCAUUGGCUCGGAGGAGUUUGAAAGCGAGGCUACCGGGGAGGAGGCCGAGGACGUCGAGGUGCCCAAGGCCCUGGGCGACGUGUUCGAAUCGCUGGCCGGUGCCAUUUAUCUGGAUAGCGGCAUGUCCCUGGACGCCGUGUGGGGUGUCUACUUUAUGAUCAUGCGCGCCGAGAUCGAGCAGUUCAGCGCCAAUGUGCCCAAGUCGCCGAUCAGGGAGUUGCUCGAGCUCGAGCCCGAGACCGCCAAGUUCGGCAGGCCCGAGAAACUGGCGGACGGCAAGCGCGUCAGGGUUACAGUCGACGUCUUCGGCAAGGGCUCCUUCAAAGGCAUCGGCCGGAAUUACAGGAUCGCCAAGUGCACGGCAGCCAAGUGCGCGCUGAAGAAGCUCAAGAAGGCCAGGAAGUCCGGAUAGAUUUUUUAUUUACCACACUUUUUUAAUGUUGUCUUUCGAAGUGCAUUUAUUGCCCGGUGGCGGGCACUUGCACGCGAUCUCGAUGGUGUUCAGAUUUUUUACUUGUUUUCCUCGUGUGUAUGAUCCUUGUUGACUUGGAAGAGGAGUUCCUUGCGUGUGCUGUUAUGUUGAGCUUGAAAGUAUUAGAUUUUAUACACUUCUGGUAUUGAAAGUUAACGUAUGUGAUAGCGUUUGCGUGCAAAUAGAGGAUACGCGGACGUUUAUUGUUUAU